AUGUUACUUUUCCACUCUAGGCCUGAACAGCUGGCUUCUCAGAGGCAACUACGAUGCAGAGCAAAUCCUGUGGAAGAUGGCUUCGUAUGGCAUCGACAAGCCAGACCUCCUACGGGCCCGUGCACCCAAACCGACCGCAGUGAUUCUCACAUCUCACGACUGCUUCCCGAUCCUCGGCGGGCGGGAAGGCUUUGCGGAGGCGGAGGAAGCUUUCCGUGCACAUGGUGA
Symbiodinium natans is the source of this 228-nucleotide messenger RNA. Lineage: Eukaryota; Dinophyceae; Suessiales; Symbiodiniaceae. The record is from the annotation of a GenBank genome assembly.